Microthlaspi erraticum is the source of this 1836-nucleotide messenger RNA. NCBI's taxonomy places the organism in Eukaryota, Viridiplantae, Streptophyta, Magnoliopsida, Brassicales, Brassicaceae. The record is from the annotation of a GenBank genome assembly.
AUGGGUGACAUUCAAGAAAGACUGUCAGUUUCGUCAUCUUCGUCCUCUUCAUCAUCCUCACUGUCGCUAACAGCUGCACAGCCUAGAGCGAAUCCAUCGCCAAUAGAAGCUGAAUCUUGGAUGCUUGCAGAAGAGAGAGCUCAUGAGAUACUAACCACUAUCCAACCUGCCAUUGUUUCAGACAGAAGUAGGAAUGAGAUCAUUGAUUAUGUACAAACUCUUAUCAAGAGCCACGAUGGAAUCGAGGUCUUCUCGUUUGGUUCAGUGCCAUUAAAAACCUAUCUCCCUGACGGAGAUAUCGAUCUGACGGUACUAACUAAGCAAAAUAUGGAAGAUAAGUUCUUUCAGAAACUGUACGAAACGCUUAAAAGUGAGGAAGAGGAAUCUGUAUCCGAUGUAACCGAUGUUCAAUUUAUCCCUGCACAGGUGAAGGUCAUAAAAUGCAAUAUCAGGAACAUUGCUGUGGAUAUCUCCUUUAAUCAAACGGCAGGUCUCUGUGCUUUAUGUUUUCUGGAACAGGUUGACCAACUCUUUGGGAGGGAUCAUCUGUUCAAGCGUAGCAUCAUCUUGGUUAAAUCUUGGUGCUAUUACGAGAGUCGAAUUCUUGGUGCUAACACUGGAUUGAUCUCAACAUAUGCGUUGGCAGUACUAGUCUUGUACAUUAUCAACCUGUUUCAUUCAUCGUUAUCUGGCCCUUUGUCGGUUCUGUAUAAGUUCUUGGAUUACUAUGGUUCAUUUGAUUGGAGUAACUACUGCAUCACUGUCAAUGGCCCUGUGCCAAUAUCUUCCCUUCCAGAACUUAUAGCUUUUCCAGAAAAUGGGCAUGAGUUAUUACUUGACGAGAAGUUCUUAAGAGACUGUGUAGAGUUAUACUCUGCUCCAAACAAAGCUGUUGAAGCAAAUGGUUUUGAUUUUCCUAUCAGACAUCUCAACAUAAUUGAUCCUCUUAAACACAACAACAACCUUGGCAAAAGUGUUACAAAAGGAAAUUUCCAUCGGAUAAGACAUGCUUUUAGCCUGGGAGCUCGAAAGCUCAGAGAUGUUCUUUCACUACCUGGAGAAACCAUGGGAUGGAGACUGGAGAAGUUCUUUCGUAACUCCUUGGAGAGGAAUGGCAAGGGACAAAGGCAAGAUGUGAAUGAUCCUGUCACUGCGUUUGGCACUGGAAGAUCAGAGUUAUCUGAACUCGGUGGAAACUUUGAAGGUUACUUUGAAAGACUAGUCUAUGGGCAAAUGUAUCAUGGCUAUAGCCUACCUGGAACAUUUCAAGAUAGCUAUGCCCCGGUCGCUUCUCAAGCUAAGGACCCAAGUUCUUGGGAUGUUGUCCGUCACCUUGUGACUUAUCGAAAGAACGAGUUUUAUCGGAGAGGUCUUAACAUAUCAUCAACCUCAACGCAGCCUUUUCCUCUCCACUCUUUAGCUAAUGGCUCUCAAAACAUGGGGAAGACUAGAGGAACCGGCACUUAUAUUCCUGACAUGAGUCAAGAGUCAUACACUGAGAGGUUCAGGAACUCGGGUGCUGGAAACUCAUCGACGAGUCCUUUAGAAGCUUCCGCUGAGGCAAUAGAUGAUGAUGGAGCCAGUAGUAGCUGCAAUCUUUUUGGUGAAGUGUCUACUUCUUGUGCCGAUAUCAAAGGGGAAGAAGAAUGUGUGAGAUUAGAGAGUUGUAGUAACACAGAGCAGCCUGUGUUGAAGCCUCCAAAAUCGGAGAUUGAUGAAAAUGGCCAAUCUUCACCACCGGAAGACGUAGUAGAUUCUAUAUCUUCAAGCACAUUGGGAAUGGAAGAUGGCAAAGAACAGAAGACCAAAUCCUCUCAAACGUUGAAUGGUUCUUGA